This is a messenger RNA of Camellia sinensis, 1872 nucleotides long. Its product is annotated as uridine/cytidine kinase UKL1, chloroplastic. NCBI's taxonomy places the organism in Eukaryota, Viridiplantae, Streptophyta, Magnoliopsida, Ericales, Theaceae. The record is from RefSeq and is a predicted model, not a curated record. Gene Ontology annotation, molecular function: kinase activity; ATP binding.
CCAAACGAGGCAGUAGCUUACAUCAUACGCAAACUCACAAAAUUUCCAUGUACUACAAAAACAGAAAAAAAGAUGGUAGAGAGAGAGAGAGAGAGAGAGAGAGAGAGCGCAUCAAGCACCAGAAAUGCCGGAGGAGGAGAAGUGAGAACAUACCACGCACAUAUUCUCUCUCUCUCUCUCCACGAUUGAAGAUACCAAAAAUCAGAGCAUCAGAGCACAAGAGAUUGCGUCAAAUUGAAGCGCCUUUCGGAGUCCUUACAAAACACUGCUUUAGAAGAGAGAGACAAUGCCGGAGGAGUGGAGGCCGGUAGAUGUAGUGAUGGAGGCAGCGUCGGGACCUCAUUUUUCUGGCCUACGAUUAGACGGCGUCCUCUCCUCCGCUUCGUCAUCUUCAACCCUAGCCGACUCCAACUCCCCCAAACAGUUCUUCGUCAUCGGAGUUUCAGGAGGUACGGCUUCUGGUAAGACGGCAGUGUGUGACCUGAUCAUUCAACAACUUCAUGAUCAUCGGGUUGUGCUUGUCAAUCAGGAUUCAUUUUAUCGUGACUUGAUAGCUGAAGAAGCACAACGAGUGCAUGAAUAUAACUUUGAUCAUCCUGAUGCUUUUGACUCCGAACAGCUUGUAGAGUGCAUUGAGAAACUCAAAAGUGGCCAAUCUGUCCAGGUCCCAAUAUACGAUUUUAAAAACCAUCGCAGGUGUGCAGACAAUUUCCGGCAGGUAAAUGCAUCUGAUGUAAUUAUCUUGGACGGAAUUCUAGUUUUCCAUGACUCACGUGUUCGUAACUUGAUGAAUAUGAAGAUUUUUGUUGACACAGAUGAUGAUGUGAGGCUUGCUCGUAGAAUAAGGCGUGAUAUAGUUGAGAGGGGUAGGGACAUAAACUCUGUGCUUGAACAGUACGCAAAGUUUGUGAAACCCGCUUUUGAUGAUUUUGUCCUGCCAGCAAAGAAGUAUGCUGAUGUUAUCAUACCCCGGGGAGGUGAAAAUCAUGUUGCCAUUGAUUUAAUUGUCCAACAUAUCCGCACAAAACUUGGUCAGCAUAAUCUUUGCAAAAUCUAUUCAAAUGUUUACGUUAUUCAAUCGACAUUCCAGAUAAGAGGUAUGCAUACGCUGAUUCGAGAUCAUGAUAUAUCAAAGCAUGAUUUUGUAUUUUAUUCGGAUCGGCUUAUUCGUUUGGUUGUGGAGCAUGGACUUGGCCAUUUGCCUUUUACUGAGAAGCAAGUGGUCACUCCAACAGGGUCAGUAUAUACUGGGGUUGACUUCUGCAAGAAAUUGUGUGGAGUUUCCAUUAUUCGAAGUGGUGAAAGUAUGGAGAAUGCAUUGCGGGCUUGUUGCCAAGGAAUAAAAAUUGGAAAAAUUCUGAUCCACCGUCAUGGUGACGAUGGGAAACAGCUUAUAUAUGAAAAACUUCCCAAGGAUAUUUCGGAACGGCACGUGCUGCUUCUGGAUCCAGUUCUUGCUACAGGUAACUCUGCUAACCAAGCAAUUGAUCUACUCGUACAGAAAGGAGUUCCAGAAUCCCGCAUAAUAUUUCUGAAUCUCAUUUCUGUUCAAAACCUCUUAGGUGCUACCAAUUCUUGUGUUGGGUCAUUCCAUACGGAGCUCUGCUCUGACUUUAAAUGGCCCUCCCGCUAGUGGACGGUGGGAUUGGUCUCCCAGGGAUUAGUCGAGGUGCGCGCAAGCUUGCUCUGACUUUAAAUGUGCCCCCCUCUAGUGGACGGUGGGAUUGGUCCCCAGGAAUUAGUCGAGGUGCGCGCAAGCUGGUCCAGACAUCCUGAGUUAUCAAAAAAAAAAUAAUAACUUAUAUAUAUAUAAAUCCUCAUAUGUGAUGAUUUUAUGGUGUUAUAUAUAUAUAAAUCCUCAUAUGUGAUGAU